Molecule: messenger RNA, 1794 nt
Organism: Helianthus annuus (common sunflower)
Lineage: Eukaryota; Viridiplantae; Streptophyta; Magnoliopsida; Asterales; Asteraceae
Product: lysosomal Pro-X carboxypeptidase
Exons: 10
Coding region: 123-1634 (503 amino acids)
Biological process (GO): proteolysis
Cellular component (GO): vacuole
Molecular function (GO): dipeptidyl-peptidase activity; serine-type exopeptidase activity
Source: RefSeq, a predicted model, not a curated record
AAGUGGACUCUAAAGUGGAAAAAAGAUAUAAUAGAAAAAGGAUAGAUUUACACAUUGAAAUACUGAACAGUCCUCAAAUUCAGUUUGACCACCACUGUGUUCUUCACUUCUUCAUCGUCAACAUGACAAAACAACUAUUCCACAUUCUCGUAUUCAUCGUACCAAUCAUUGCGUUACUCCCAUGGUCUCCAGAAUCUCGCCGCAUCCCGUUUCUCGGGAAACAAUCAUUGGUUCAAAAACCCCCAAACAAUCUUGUUGCCGAUAACUAUACUUACGAGAUAAGAUAUUAUGAGCAGACUCUUGAUCAUUUUAGCUUCGAUGAUCUUCCCAAUUUUAGUCAACGGUAUCUCAUCAACACCGAUCACUGGGCUGGCCCUUCUCGUAUGGGCCCGAUCUUUCUUUACUGUGGCAACGAAGGCGACAUCGAAUGGUUCGCCGCUAACUCCGGCUUUGUUUGGGAACUUGCUCCUCGUUUUGGCGCCAUGGUUAUCUUUCCUGAGCAUCGAUAUUAUGGUGAAUCAAUGCCGUAUGGGAGCCGGGAAGAAGCAUACAAGAAUGCUUCUACUUUAGCCCGUCUAACAGCCGAACAAGCACUUGCGGAUUAUGCGGUUCUGAUAACGGAUUUGAAAAGAAAUUUGUCUGCACAAGCUUCACCUGUAAUCUUGUUUGGUGGAUCAUAUGGUGGAAUGUUGGCAGCAUGGAUGAGGCUCAAGUAUCCUCAUAUUGCAAUAGGUGCACUUGCUGCAUCAGCACCCAUUCUUCAGUUUGAGGAUAUCGUGCCACUCGAAACAUUUUACAAUAUUGUCUCCAAUGAUUUCAGACGAGAAAGCACAAGCUGUUUCGACACCAUAAAGAAAUCUUGGGAUGUGAUAACUUCUGUCGGUCGGAAAGUAAACGGGCUUGAUCAGCUUACCAAGACGUUCCACUUAUGCGGGAAACUAAAAAGCACCGAUGAUCUUUAUAACUGGUUGGACUCGGCGUAUAGUUUUUUAGCAAUGGUAGACUACCCAUACCAAUCGGAAUUCCUGAUGCCUUUGCCUGCAUACCCAAUAAAAGAGGUGUGCAAAGCGAUAGACAAUUAUGCUGACGGGACUAAUGUUUUGGACCGAAUCUUUAAAGGUGUAAGUGUGUACUACAACUACACUGGAACAGUCGAUUGCUUUGACUUGGACGAUGACCCACAUGGCAUGAGCGGUUGGGAUUGGCAGGCAUGUACUGAAAUGGUUAUGCCAAUGUCUAGUGACAAGAACUCUAGCAUGUUUCCGGAAUGGGAUUUUAACUACACUUCUUAUGCGGAGGAGUGCUUGAAUGAAUUUGGUGUGACACCUAGGCCCACUUGGAUCACUACAGAAUUCGGUGGACAUGAUUAUAAGUCUGUCCUCAAAACAUUCGGAAGCAACAUUAUCUUUUCAAACGGUCUCCUAGAUCCUUGGAGUGGCGGCAGUGUUUUGGCGAACGUAUCAGACAGUGUAGUGGCUCUUGUGACGGAAAAAGGUGCCCAUCACUUGGAUCUGAGAGCAGCUAGGGAUGAUGAUCCGGAUUGGUUGGUGGCGCAAAGGGCGUCCGAGGUGCAGCUUAUCAAGGGGUGGCUUGAUGAUUAUUACACGACAAAGAAAGCAGCUUUUAACAUGUAAAGAUCGUUUGAUACUUGUGGUGCAUUUGAGUCAGUCUAGAACUCCUGACACGACUUUUGUUCAAGGAUUGGCAUCAAUAAAUUUCAGAUUUUUUGAUCAUUAGUUGAUCAAGUGUAUGCACAUUGAAUAUUGAAUAGGGAGACAUUCGUUUCGGAACUAA